Aphidius gifuensis is the source of this 1693-nucleotide messenger RNA. RefSeq names its product beta-1,4-glucuronyltransferase 1. The transcript is spliced from 3 exons. Bases 109 to 1632 code for a protein of 507 amino acids. Lineage: Eukaryota; Metazoa; Arthropoda; Insecta; Hymenoptera; Braconidae. The record is from RefSeq and is a predicted model, not a curated record. Gene Ontology annotation, molecular function: glucuronosyltransferase activity.
UGUGUACCUCAUUGUUCGUCUGAUAAAAAUAGUAUUAUAUUAUUUGCCUAAAAUUAAAUAAAUUAAAAAACCCCCAUAUGGUUAUUGAUGAGUUGAUAAUUAUUGCGAAUGUAUGAUAACAAUAUAAACAGUGGGCUUUUCGGAGUCGGCAAUAAGAUAUAUUCCUAUUCAAUAAAUCAUUCAACAUCAAGAGAUAAAUACUGUCUCGCUUGUCAACACACAUCGAUGCUUAAGUUGGGAUGCCGUCCAAGAAAUUUUACUCUAACAGUUGUCAUCAUACUUGCAAUAUCAAAUAUGCUGUUGACAUUUUUAUUACUACAAUCAGAAACAUGCACAUCAAACAACAAAGAUGAUAAACUUAUUAAAAAUAUUAACAAUGAUAAAUUUGUAACUGAAAAAAUUGAUGGAGUACAAAAAGAUGAUGAUUACAAUGAUAAUCCAUCAACAAUAAAUUUGAUAGAUGAUGAUAUUGAUGAUGAAAAAGUAGACAACAUAAAUAUAAAUGUAAAUUUAGGAAAAUGGGAUAAUCAAAGAAUCAUUAAAAUGUUUGAUUCAGUAUUGAUUGGUAGUAAAUUUACUGAAUUAUCAAAAAAUAGUAAAAUAUGUUUAGCAACACAAUCAUCAAUCGAAAAAUUACAUUCACUUGUACAAGUUGCACAUCAUUGGACAUCAUCAAUAUCAGUUGCAUUGUAUGUUGCUGGUGAUGAAGAAUACAAUGCUGUUAAUAAAUAUUUAAUAUAUUUACGUUAUUGCUAUAAACCAAUACGUGAAAGAAUAAAUUUUUCAUUAGCAAUACCACAUAAUAAAAUACCAAUAAAUGAAUUGAAUAUUAUUAAUAAUUAUAGUAGUAUUAAAAAUUUAAAUUGUUCAUUACCAGAAGCAACACUUGUUAAUAUGUUGAAUAAAAUAUCAACAAAACAUACAUCAUGGAAAUCUAAAAAUUCAUAUCCACAAAAUCAUAUGAGAAAUUUAGCACGUAAAAAUUGUCAAAGUGAUUAUUUAUUUUUAACUGAUGUUGAUAUUGUACCAAGUAUUGGUUUUGCUGAAUCAAUUGAUUUAUUUUUACAUAAUAUACCUGAUAAUAAAUGUGAUAAAUGUGCAUUUGUUGUGCCAACAUAUGAGCUAGAUAAAAGAGUUAAAUUUCCAAUAAAUAAAACUGAACUUGUUAGACUUGCUAAAAAAGGUCUUGCACGUCCAUUUCAUUGGAAAGUAUUUAUUCAUAAUCAGUAUGCAACUAAUUUUUCAAGAUGGAUUAUGGAUGUUGUACCUGGAUCAAAAGGAUAUACAAAUUUAAUUAAUGGAAAAACUUAUGUUUGUCAUAAUGUUACGAAUUUUGAAUUUCUUUAUGAGCCAUUUUAUGUUGCUAAGGAUACUGCACCACCGCAUGAUGAAAGAUUUGUUGGAUAUGGCUAUACUAGAAAUACACAGGUUUAUGAAAUGUACGUUGCUGGUUAUCAGUUCCAAAUAUUAUCACCUGUUUUUACUGUACACUGGGGACUGCAAACGAGAAAAGGAAGAUUACCAUGGCGAGAAAAACAAAAUAUUUUAAACCGUAAAAAAUUUGAUCAAUUUAAACGUGAAAUAUUUACAAAAUACGAACGUGAUGUGUCUAAACCAUUAAGAAAAUUAUAAGAAAAUUAUAUUAAAUGUUUUUAUAUGUAAUAUAUCAUUAAUUUGACAUGGUUUUACAAAA